This is a messenger RNA of Sphaerodactylus townsendi, 10546 nucleotides long. It is a transcript of the gene OBSCN, whose product is annotated as obscurin, cytoskeletal calmodulin and titin-interacting RhoGEF. Gene Ontology annotation, molecular function: protein binding. Lineage: Eukaryota; Metazoa; Chordata; Lepidosauria; Squamata; Sphaerodactylidae. The coding region runs from base 191 to 10546 and encodes 3451 amino acids. The record is from RefSeq and is a predicted model, not a curated record. The transcript is spliced from 38 exons.
CCCAACCUCACUGGGGUUUCUGUUUUAUUUCUCAUUGGGGGGGAGGGGGGCACCAGAAACCCUCUUGGUUUCCCCAUGCCCCCUUCACCUGCCGAUUCCCUUUCUACCAGCUCCCUAAGGAUCUACCUGCCUUCACCUUAACGAAAGGGGCCUUUUCCAUCCAAGUCUAACACGAUUCCAGGACCUCAAGAUGGAUUACGGUUCGUACAGCGGCGUUCCAAGGUUCCUGACCCGACCGAAGGCCUUCGUGGUUUCCAUGGGGAAAGAUGCCACUCUGAGCUGCCAAAUCAUUGGAAAUCCCAUUCCACUGGUCUGUUGGGAAAAAGAUAAACUUCCUAUCCAGACAGGGGGGAGGUUUAAAAUGGUGGAAGAUGGCGACUUGUAUCGUCUGACCAUUUACGACCUCAGCCUGGAGGACAGCGGCCAGUAUAUCUGCCGGGCUAAGAACACAAUCGGGGAAGCUUUUGCUGCGGUCAGUAUCAAAGUCGGGGAGCACCCCACCGUGACUGAAUCGGCCCCUUACUUCAUCCAGAAGCCCACCUCUAUCCGGGUGAUCAUGGGGGAAGACGCCAUGUUCAAAUGCAUUGUUCAGGGCAGCCCCCCGCUUUCGGUGAACUGGGAAAAAGACGGGAGAAACCUGGGCGGGCGGUCAGAGUCGAACCGCAUCCAGAUUGACUCUCAGGGAGAGAAAAACGCCCUCAAGAUCCAAAGUACCCGACUAGCGGAUACCGGGACGUACACCUGCCGUGCAGAGAACCCUCUCGGGGCCGCCAGCGCCGCGGCUGCAUUAGUGGUGGAUACUACAGAUUCUUGUAGCCCCGGUGGCCAUCGGCACAACAUAGACACGGACUAUAGCAAGACUUCACCACUGCUCUCCCACAUGCAAAAAAGGCGGGAGGAGAUCCGAAAGACAGACCUAUCCACUACCGACUCGGUGAUCUCGACAGCGUACGCCUCCACGGAAGGCCGGUCGAAAAUCAGCUUGAACCUCUCCCUUGACUACGAGAGGGCUGCCAGUUUGACUUCCAAGAGCUUCCGGAGUGACAGUUCUUCCUACGGCGUCACGACGCGCAGCUUCACCGUUACGGAGGGCAAGCAUGCCAAGAUGAGCUGCUACGUGACGGGAGAACCCAAGCCGGAGAUUGUCUGGAAGAAGGACGGGGAAGUCAUCCUCGAAGGGCGGAGGCACAUCAUCUACGAGGACGAGCAGGAGAAUUUCGUCCUGAAGAUCCUCUUUUGCAAGCAGAUAGACAACGGGCUCUACACUUGUACGGCUUCCAACCUGGCUGGGCAGACGUACAGCUCUGUGCUGGUUACAGUAAAAGAACCCAGAAUACCAUUCAAGGCAAAGCUGAGAGAUUUGGAAGUUCGGGAAAAGGAAUCGGCGACUUUCCAAUGCGAGGUCCCUGUUCCCAGCACAGAAACCGCCUGGUUCAAAGAAGAGACAAAACUCCAACAGAGUAAAAAGUAUGACAUCGAAGAACAAGGAACUCAUCGGAAGCUUACAGUCCAAAACGUGACCAUGGAUGACGACGCAGUCUAUAUCUGUGAAAUGAAAGAAGGGAGCCGAACCGUUGCUGAGCUGAGCGUGCAAGGGAACAUUAUUAAGAAACUGCCCAGGAAGACCGCUGUCAGCGUCAAAGACACGGCCAUCUUUUGCGUGGAACUAGAAAACAAGUGCCACAAAUUCCGGUGGCUGAAGAACAAGGAAGAACUGAAGCCCAACAAUCGAAUCUCGACCACGUCAUCUGGCAAGGAGUACAGCAUGACAAUCCGAGAUUGUAACAUGGAAGACGCGGGAGAGAUUGUUUUCGUGGCUGACGAAUGCAGAACGUCCACCCAGUUCACCGUCUCUGCUCCCAAAAAGCCUCCGUCUCAGCCUCCGGUUGACCCAGUGGUGAAAAAUAAAACAGAAACCUCAGUGACGUUAGCUUGGUCCCUCCCUAAGAUGGAGCGCCCCAUCUCCAUCGAUGGAUACUUGGUGGAACGCAAGAAGGUGACAGGAUUCACUUGGCUGAGGUGCCAUGAAUCCCUCAUUACCGCAACCGAAUUUACAGUGAGCAACCUCGCCGAAGAGUCCGACUACCAUUUCCGAGUAUCAGCAGUCAACAAUUAUGGGCAGAGUGAUCACCUUGAGUUCCCAGGAACUCUGCACCUUGAACCAGUGAUGGCUGUGAGAACCCCACUGAAAACGGUAGAUGUAGUUCCAGGCAGGGAUGCUACUUUUACUGUUGACCUCACUAAAACCUGUUCUGGCUCAUGGUACCUUAAUGGCAAAGUCUUACAGAACAGCGACAAAUACAUCAUUACAAGAACCCAAACGACUCACAGCCUCACCAUCAAGAGGGUGACAAGGAGUGACCGAGAUGCAGAGGUGAAGUUUGUCACCAAUGGUAUUGAAGCCACUGCCAAGAUAAGACUGAGAGAAGAGGCAGCAAAGUUCAUGGACACGGUUGGACCAGCCCCUGGGAUUUCAGUGAGACUCUCUGAGAAGUUUGAACUGGUUUGUGAGGUGUCGUCAGAAAGCGAUUCUGUCAUCUGGAAGAAGGGUCAGAAGGAGAUUAGGCCGGACGAGAGAACGGCAUACACUUUCCAGGGAACACAACGGAAACUCAUUAUCAGGGACGCAAGACGGCAGGACGAAGGGAUCUACACCUGUGUAACCAAGGAUGACAAGCUAACAUUUCAUGUCACGGUGAAAGAGCCCGAGGAAGUAUUUGCCGACAAGGAGAAAGUCCAGAAAGAGGUGAAAGCCAUCAUUUCAGAAAACGCCUGUCUCAGCUGCGAGGUGUCCCAGUCGGAGGAGGAAGUGAAGUGGUUCAAAGACAGGAAACUGAUCGCCUCCAGCAAGAAAUUUAAAAUAGAAUCCGAAGGCCGAUCCCGACGGCUGAUUGUCCAGCAGGUGGAGAAGAAGGAUGCCGGGGAAUACACCUGUGAGGCUGCUGGCCAAAAACUGGCCUUCAAAGUCAUUGCAACAGAAGCGGAGGACAUCUUUGCCAACAAAGAGAAGGUCCAGAAGGAGGUGAGGGUUGUCCUUUCGCAGAAUGCCUGCCUGAGCUGUGAGGUGUCCCAGGCCAAGACGGAUGUGAAGUGGUUCAAGGACGGGAAGCUCGUCGCCUCCAGCAAGAAAUUCAAGGUAGAAUCCGAAGGCAAAUCCCGACGGCUGACGGUGCAGCAGGUGGAGAAGAAGGAUGCCGGGGAAUACACCUGUGAGGCUGCUGGUCAAAAACUGACCUUCAAAGUCAUUGCAACAGCUGCAGAAGCUGAGGAUGUUUUCGCCAACAAGGAGAAGGUGCAGAAAGAGGUGAAGGCCGUCCUUUUGGCGAAUGCCUCCUUCAGUUGCGAGGUAUCCCGGGCCGAGACGGAACUAAAAUGGUUCAAGGAUGGAGUGCGGAUCACCUCUACCAAGAAAUACAGCCUGGAAUCUGAAGGUAAAUCCAGACGCCUGGUGGUGCAGCAGGUGGAGAAGAAGGAUGCCGGGGAAUACACCUGUGAAUCUGGUGACCAGAAGCUGACCUUUAAGCUGGAUGUCACAGAAGCGCCAGAUGCAUUUAUUAACAAGGAGAGGGUGAUGAAGGAGGUGAAGGCCGUCCUAAAGGAGAGUGCCGCCUUGUCCUGCGAAGUCGCAUCUGCCGAGACGCAGGUGAAAUGGUACAAGGACGGGAAGCCACUCAGCUCCAGCAAGAAAUUCAGGACGGAGACAGACGGCACCUCCCGCAAACUGGUCCUCGAGCAGGUGGAGAAGAAAGAUGCUGGGGAUUACGUUUGCGAAGCUGCUGGCCAAAAACUGGCUUUCAAGGUGGAAGCUGUAGAGCCAGAGCCGAAAUUCCAGAAGAAAGUUGCCCAGGAAGAGCCGAUCUCCAUCCAAGAGCACAAGAGCAUCAACCUGACGGCCACAGUCGUGCCUGAUAACGCCGAGGUCAAAUGGUUUAAGGACGGCAAUGAGAUAAAAAGCAACAAGAAGUGUGAGAUUAGAAAAGAAGGCGCAUCUCGGUCCUUGAUUGUGAAGCUGGCGGACAAGACAGACACAGGCGUGUACACUUGUGAGACCAAGAGUGAUAAGCAGCAGUUCCAGGUACAAGUUCAAGAAAUCCCAGUGAAGUUUGCCAAGAAGUUGGAGCCAGUUAAAGCUGAGAUCGGAGGCACCUUGACCCUGAGCUGUGAACUGGGCCAGGCAAGAGGCGAAGUUGUCUGGCGCAAAGAUGGAGUGGAGCUGAAAGCCAACAAGCGAUACCAAAUGCACGAGAUUGGCGAAAAGCGUGUCCUGGUGGUAACGGGGCUUCGGACCGAAGACAAGGGAGAAUACUGCUGUGAAGCACGGGACGACAAGUGCAGCAUUCAAGUGACCCCCAUCGUUCCCAGAGUGGUGAAGUUUGUCAAAGGCCUUCAUAACAUAGUAGCUGAAGAAGGCAAAGAAGCUGUGUUCAAGUGCUCCGUCUCUCCCAGCGACGCCGCUGUCACGUGGAGCCACAACAAAACUAAAAUCAAGGCCAGCAAGAAAUACGUGAUCGCUCAGAAGGAAACCAACCACAGCCUCGCCAUUACCGACCUGACCUUGAAGGACUCUGCUGAAGUCUGUGCGGAUGCAGAAGGAGUGGAAAGCAAAGCGACCCUCAAGGUUGAAGAGGCACCAGUGUUAUUUGUGAAGAAACUGGAGACCAAAUCUGUUGAGGAGAAGGAGAAGGUGGUUCUGGAAGUGGAGCUAAGCAAGCCGACCACGGAGGUGAAGUGGAUGAAGAACAGCAGCGUGCUCCACCCGGACGCUAAUUUAGAGGUCAAGGCUGAUGGGGCAAAGCACAGCCUGGUCAUUAGGAGUGCCUCCUAUGCAGACCGGGGCUUCUAUUCCUGUGAAACCCUCCAUGACAAGACCCAGGCGAAAGUCAAUGUGGAAAUGAGGCCCAUCAAGCUGGUCAAAGGCUUACAGCAAAUCGAUGUCCACGAGAAGGAGUGUGCCACAUUUGAAGUGGAGCUGUCACAUGAGAAUGUGGAAGCGACCUGGAUGAAAGAUAACUUGAAACUGAAAUCGCAAGACAACUGCCGUAUCGGUGUCCAGGGGAAGAAGCAUUCUCUGACUCUCUCAUCUCUGGCCCUUGAGGAUUCAGGCCUUGUUACCUUCAAGGCAGAAAGUGUUCACUCAACAGGCAGACUAAACGUGACAGAACGGCCAGUGAAAAUAACCAAGCCUUUAGUAGACAUGAAAACUCAGCACAAGGACGACGUAACAUUUGAGUGUGAAGUUUCCAGGUCCAAUGCAAACGUGAAGUGGCGCAAGGAUGGAAUCGAACUGCGACCAAGUAAGAAAAUGGCAAUAAUUUCCCGAGGGACAAAGCGAAGCCUCACAAUUCACAAAUGUGAAUAUGAAGACAAAGGAAAAUACAUGUGUGAUGCUGUAGAUGACAAGAGUUUAGCUACUUUGGAAAUCCAUGCUCGAGAUAUCAAGAUUGUGAAGCCUUUGGAAGAUGUGGAAGUAAGUGAAAAGGAGAGUGCUUCUUUCCUCUGUGAAAUCUCCCAUGACGACGUACAGACUGAGUGGUAUAGUAACGAGAACAAAAUCCGGGCAGGAGACAACGUCAAGUUACGUCAAGAAGGGAAGAGUUUUGCUCUUGUCUACCGAAGUGUAGAAGUUCAGGAUUCGGCAGAGAUCAAAUUCGUUGCGGAAACAGCAGAAUCUCGAGCAAAGCUUAAAGUGAACGAACUGCCCGUAAAGAUUAUAAAACCUCUCCGCAUUAAGAUCGCUCUCGAGAAACACCGGGGCUUUCUGGAGUGCCAAGUGUCUCGUCCCAAUGCCGAGGUCACAUGGUACAAGAACAACCAAGAGAUCGAGCCGAGCAAAAAGUAUGAGAUUGUAAGCGACGGGGUCUACAGGAAGCUGAUAAUCAAUGACACGGAGUUUGACGAUGAAGAUAUUUACACCUGUGAUGCCAUCGAUGAUAAAUGCAGUGCUCAGUUCUACGUGGAAGAGCAAUCGAUCAACAUUGUGAAGGAGCUGAGAGACGUGGAGGUAACAGAGCCAGCAGAAGCCAGGUUUGAGUGUGAAAUCUCCAUCCAGUCGGUGAGGCCACCCAAAUGGUCCCUCCGUGGAGAGGUCCUGCAGCCCAGCAAGGACGUUGUGAUUGAGCAAGAGAGGACAAUCCACCGCCUCAUCCUGAAAAAGACCGAUGCGGACAUGACGGGCACCAUCCAGUUUGCACUUGGCAAAGCGAAGUCCUUGGCCAACUUGGUCGUCAAAGAUCUUCAGGUGACCAUCACCAGACCUCUGGAGGACAAGGUUGUCCUGGAAACUCAUUCCAUUGUCCUCUCCUGUGACUUCAAGCCUUCACCAAAGGUUGUAGAAUGGUACAAAGACUACGCCCGUAUCGAGACCUCAGAGAGAUUUAAGCCCAAGCGGGAGAAGAAUACUGCAGAGCUCAAAAUCUUGAGGAUAACUCUUGGAGAUUCUGGUGUUUAUAAGUGCAAAGCUGGGAAUGCAGAGACCAAAGCCACACUGUCUGUCUUGGACCGCAAAGUGGAGAUAACCAAACACCUUCAGGAUGUGGAAAUCGAAGAGGAGGGCUGUGCCACUUUCUCCUGCGAAGUGUCUGAGGACAACGAGGAAGUGGAAUGGUUCCUCAACGACACGCAUCUUUACCCCAACAACUUCAACGAGAUCAAGAGUGUGGGCAAGUGCCAUUCCCUGACUCUGAAACAUGUCAUGACAGAAGAUGCAGGGACUGUGACGGUGAAGGUGCAGAAGAGGUUCUCUGAAAGCGUUCGACUAAAGGUGAAAGAGAAGCCCGCCGUCUUCAUGAAAUCGCUAGAUGACGUUGUUGGGGAGGAACGUGGUACAGUCACUCUGGAGUGCGAGGCCUCCAAGCCAAAGGUCAAGCCUAUCUGGAAGAAGGAAGGGGUGGAACUCGUCCCGGGAGACAAGUACGAGAUGCUGCAGGCUGGGAAGACGCUGGGGCUCAUCAUCCACGAUCUGAGCAAGAGCGACGCUGGCUUAUAUACGUGUGAUCUUGGUACUGAGGUGGCCAAGUCAAAAGUCACCGUUCAAGAGCUUAACGUUGGCAUCACAAAGCGUCUGAAGAGCGUUGAUGUCUUGGAAGGGGAGAGCUGCAGCUUCGAGUGCGUUCUGUCCCACGAAAGUGUCGAAGACUGCCAUUGGCUGGUCAAUGGAACCGAAGUGGGCCAGGAUGGACGGGUUCGAGCUUCCAACAAAGGACGCAAAUACAUGCUCAACAUCAAAAAGGCCCGACCUUCUGACGCGGGGGAAGUGGUCUUCUCUGUCCGUGACUUAAACUCCAAAGCCACUCUAGUUGUGAAAGAAAAGCCUGCAGAAUUUACAAAGCAACUGGAGGAUAAGGAGAUAUCGGUGGGGCAAGAGGUUAGCCUGAGCUGCGAAAUGUCCAAGUGGGAUGAAAACAUCAAGUGGUGCAAGGACGGAAAGGAGAUCCGGAGGAGCCAAAAAUUCGACCUCCGGCAUGAGGGAACCAGGGCCAUAUUGAUCAUCCAUGAUGCUUCAGUCAAGGAUAGUGGCGUGUACACCUGUGAGACAGAGAUUUCCAAAACCAAAGCCACCCUAACGGUGGAAGAAACAGGGAAUUGCUUCAUUAAAGAUCUUCAGGAUUUGAAGUUGGAUGAAAAUAAAAAAGCAGUUUUUACAUGUGAAACGAAGAAGCCAGCCUCCAUGGUGACGUGGAGGAAAGGAAUUGCUGAUCUCAAGGCAAGCAAAAAAUAUGAGAUCAGCCAAAAGGCAAACGUCCUGCAACUCACAGUGAAUGAACUGCAAGAAAAUGACAGCGACAUCUACACGUGUGACAUCGCCGAUUCUCAAUCAAGCGCCAAACUGGUUGUGAAAGCUCUGCCGGUCAUUUUCGAACGAGACCUGCAAAACAAGGAAGCGAAGGAAGGAAGCAAGGUCCGACUCUCCUGUGAGCUUAGCAAACCGGACCUGCCCGUACAGUGGAUGAAAGGAAAGGAAGUUCUACAAGAGGGUGACAAGUAUGAAUUUAAGCAGCGAGGCACCGUGGCCGAGCUUGUCGUUCGGGACGCAAAGCCCGCUGAUGCGGGAGAAUAUACCUGCAGCACGGGCGAGCUCAAGACCACUGCUCGUCUGGAAGUAACGGCAGCCCCGGUCAUUUUCAAGGAAGAGCUUAUGGAUGUGGAAAAGGAAGAGGGGGACACUGUGGGUCUCCGCUGUGUCCUCGCCCAGCCCGAUGCUUCUGUGACCUGGAAGAAAGGGGCGACUGUUCUUCGGGCGAGUGAGAAGUACGAGAUGAAGCAGGAAGGGGGUGUGGCAGAACUUGUCGUUCAUGGUGCGGAGCCAGAGGAUGCUGGGAGAUAUUUCUGUGUCACCGGAGAGCAGCAGACAACAGCUCAGGUCAAAAUCCACGCUGUGCCCGCCCGUUUCAAAGAGCCGCUCAAGAACACGGAAGCCGUGCAAGGGGGGUCGGUCACUUUGCGCUGCGAGCUGAACAAGUCCGCACCGGUGGAGUGGAUGAAGGGGCGCAAAGGCCUGAGGCCCAGUAGCAAGUAUAGAAUGAAGAAAGAAGGAACGGUUGCCGAGUUGACCAUUCAAGACCUGGAUAUGAAGGAUGCUGGCGAUUACACCUGUGCAGCUGGGGACCAAAAGACAACAGCCGUCUUAACAGUGAACGUCCUGGCGGCGCAGUUCAAACAAGAGCUCAAGAAUGAAGAAGGGACCGAGAGCGGGACGGCCACUCUGCACUGCGAGCUCUCCAAGGCCGUCGACUCCGUCGACUGGAUGAAGGACCAGAAGGCGCUGAAGUCGAGCGAUAAAUACAGAAUGAGGCUGGAAGGACGCUUUGCGGAGCUCACCAUCCAGGACCUCGAGGUGAAGGACGCAGGAAGCUACACCUGUGUCUGCGGAGACCAGAAGACCACCGCGACGUUGAAAGUGAAUGCCCUCAAGCCUGAAUUCCAGCAACGUCUGAAGAACCAUAAAGCCGAAGAAGGCGGGACAGCCAAGUUGCGUUGUGAGGUAACGUUAUCAAAGGCCACGGUGGAAUGGAAGAAAGAUGGUGCGGUUCUUCAAUCUGGCUCUAAAUAUGAAAUCAAGGAAGAAGGUACUGUCCGUGAGAUACUCAUUCACAAUCUGGAGCCUAAAGACAGUGGAGAAUAUUCGUGCGUUGUUGGGGAUCAGACGACGUCUGCCACUCUGACGGUGAAAGGACUGGACAUCACCAUCAUCAGGGGUCUGAAGGAUGCUGAGGUAUUUGAGGAAGAAGAUGUGACCUUUGAGUGCAAAGUUUCUCAUGACAACGCCAGAGAUGUGGAGUGGAAGUUGCAGGACGCCUCCCUCCAGAGCAACGAGAUGAACGAGAUCUCUGUUGAGAAAGGCAGGCUCCACACCCUGAGACUGAGGAAGGUCACCCAGCCGGAUUCUGGAACAGUCACCUUCCGAGUUGGACCGUACACCUCCACGGCACAGCUCACUGUGAAAGCACCACUUCCCUUCUUUAAAGAAAAGUUAGAGAACAAAGAGCUACAAGAGGACAGCACAGCCCUCCUGAAAUGCGAAGUCUCUCAGCCCAACAUCUCGGCAACAUGGAAAAAGGGCACCCAGGAGAUUUCUCCAAGCCCCAAAUUUGAAAUUAAACAAGAAGGAACAACACACACCUUGAAGAUUUAUGAUUUGAAAACAGAAGACUCGGGCAAAUACACCUGUGACAUUGGUAACGAGAAGACCGUGGCCAUGGUCACUGUUGAAGCCCUGCCAGCCCUUUUUGAAGCUGAGCUGAAGAACCAAGAAGUUGAAGAAGGCUUGACUGUCACUCUCCAUGCUGAGGUGUCCAAACCCAACGUGGCCGUGAAGUGGAGCAAAGGCUCGGCCAAACUGCGAGCCAGCGACAAGUACGAGAUGAAGCAAAAGGGCUCGACGGUUGAGCUUCUCAUUCAUGAUGCCCAGCCCGAGGACUCUGGAGACUACACUUGUGACUCUGGUGACCAGCAGACUACAGCAGCAUUGCUAGUAAAAGCUUUGCCUGUGCUUUUCAUUAAACCGCUUGAGAAUCAGGAGGCUGAAGAGGGCGGCACAGUCACCCUGAGCUGCGAGAUCUCGAAACACGGCGCACCCGUGCAGUGGAAGAAAGCAGGUUCCCUUCUGGGCCCUGGUGACAAGUACAAAAUGAAGCAGGUUGGAGCUGUGGCGGAACUGACAAUCUGCAAACUGAGCGCCUCCGAUGGCGGGGAGUACACAUGUGACACCGGAGACCAGAAUACCACUGCAGCUCUUCUGGUGAAAGAACCACCAGCCACGAUUGUGGAUGCCUUGAAAGACAUCACAUUGUUUGAAAGCGAAGAUGCCGUUUUUCAGUGCAAGGUCUCUCGGGAGAAAGCCAAGGACGUGCAGUGGAGCCUGGGAGGGGUACCUCUCCAGUCCAACGAGAUGAAUGAAAUUGGGGUUCAGGGGAAACUUCACACUUUGACCCUCCGGAAGGUGACGCUGGAAGACUGUGGUGUGGUCUCUUUCAAAGUGGGUCAGCAUUUGUCCGAGGCCCGACUGACUGUGCAGCGUAAGUGUCGCAACCCCAGACUUGUCCAAUGA